Penicillium atrosanguineum is the source of this 1650-nucleotide messenger RNA. It is a transcript of the gene ergS, whose product is annotated as protein ergS. The transcript has a single exon. Bases 1 to 1650 code for a protein of 549 amino acids. Lineage: Eukaryota; Fungi; Ascomycota; Eurotiomycetes; Eurotiales; Aspergillaceae. The record is from RefSeq and is a predicted model, not a curated record. Gene Ontology annotation, molecular function: aminoacyltransferase activity. Gene Ontology annotation, biological process: phospholipid homeostasis.
AUGCAUCCUUGCGCGGCUUUCCUCGAGACUGUGCCACCGAUCAUGAUCACCGCCGCGCCAGAUUCCCAUAUGAAUAUCGAAGAAAUCUCCCCAGACAAAAAGAAGAAGAAGAAGGGUCGUCGAGGACGAAAGUGUAAUGUUGUCGACAUUGUGGGGUCGAAUUCGAAAAAGACCUUGUUGUUGGAUGAGCUCGGCGAUGCAUUGGUCGAUCAGCUCUACAUCUGCCCCAAGCUUGAUGGCCGGCUAGAUACCUCGAACAUCUCGGUCGUCGAGCACCUGCGCUGCGACUUCACCACGUCCCUUACGGCAUCAUCAUGUGCCAGCUCAAGAAGCAGCACCAGUCGUACCCUUACCGGAAUUGAGAGUUCACCACCCACCAGCCUCGAUGACCGUGACACCAACGAUUCCACCACUCCAACUCUGAGAGUCGAUAGCUAUCCACACACCAGCAGCGAGUCUCUUCACAAACUCGCCAGCAAGCCCGAGCAAGGCGAUGUAUUCUGUCUCGGCGACUUCUCCACCAUGACGGCCAUCCAACGCCUCACAUCGCAAUACGGCCGAGUCGCACAUAUGGGCAUCCUCGACCCCAGCUACCGUUUCUAUGUCAACAAGGCACGAACAGCAGCAGUCUCCUUCAAAGUGCAGACUGGAAUAGCCAUCGUGGGCGGCGACCCUCUCUGCGAACCUCAUACGAUUGCCAGCCUCAUGGAAGAAUUCGCAGCAUACCGACGAAAGCAUCACUGGGGUAUAGCCUUCAUGGGAGCAAGCGAAUCCUUCGUCCAAGACUACGCCCAACCCCAUGGCUGGACAACCAUCCGGUUUGGUACCGAACGCGUCCUCAACCCCCAAACAAACGAUAUCCUCCUAGAGCGCAGCGGGAAACGCAUCGCCGUACAAAACCGCCAGCUGCUAAAUCCCCAAAAAGGCGCCGUCACGCUCGGAGUAUACGCACCCGCUGUCCACGGCACAAGUACCCAGUUGCAGACAGAGCUUAUCGCUAUCUAUGAUGCCUGGCGCGCAGAACGUAACGAUGCCGGGGGUCCACAGGCUUUCAUUACAGUCUACGACCCAUUCGCUCUCCCAGGCCUGAUGACCUUCGUAUACAGCCGCGGCCCGGACGGCCAGAUCAACGGCUUCGCGGCCCUGCGCCGUCUAGGCUGCGGUGGCUAUCACGUCGACCCCUGCAUCGCUGCCCCUGGAAGUCCAAAGGGAAUCAGUGAUUUGCUCAUCGUCGCUGCCAUGGCCCUUUUGCAUCGUGCUGGCGUCACAUAUCUAGGUUUCGGCUUCGAGCCUUGUCGUGCUCUCUCGUCUGAGGAUAUCGCCGGUAUGCCGAGGACUAUGGCCAGUCUCACACGAGAUCUGUACAGACAUACAUUCUCCCGUCUCCCUAUUCGCGGGAAGAAGGCAUACCAUGAUAAAUUCCGACCGGAAUCUCUGCAGGAUUCAGGGCUGUACCUCGUUUUUCCUGGUGGAAUACCAGGCCCUCGCCAUUUGCUGGCCAUGUUUCACAUGGCGAAUAUCAGUCUUCGCAAGAUUCUCCGCGCGGACAUGCGGACGUGGAUGACCAUACGCAAAACCAAGUCGAAGGGCGAUCUCAAGUCUGCGUAUGAUGCCACGGAGACACUUGAGAACGAUCCAGAGAAGAAUUAA